Camellia sinensis is the source of this 604-nucleotide messenger RNA. Lineage: Eukaryota; Viridiplantae; Streptophyta; Magnoliopsida; Ericales; Theaceae. The record is from RefSeq and is a predicted model, not a curated record.
UUUAAGCUUCACAAUAAUUUGACUGAAAUUGGAUUAGGAGUUCUUUGGUAUGGUUGGCAUAACUGUUGGUUGUCUUUGCAGGUGAGAGGUUCUCAUGUUGGUACUUAUCUCCCCAGCUCUGGGGUCUGGCGUCAUAUCCAACGUGCUCUAAAGAAAGGUGUCUCAAAACCAAAAACUGUUCAUCACUUGGAUUUUGAUGCUCCAACGUGUGAACAUGCUGAACAACUACCCGAUGAUAAAAAACAAGAUGAAUCUCUUCUGGAAGAUGUCUGGACUUUGUUAAGGGCUGGCAGACUAGAGGAGGCAUGUGAUCUUUGCCGGUCUGCUGGACAGCCAUGGAGAGCUGCAACUCUAUGCCCAUUUGGAGGGUUGGACCUAUGUCCAUCAGUUGAAGCCCUGGUAAAAAAUGGAAAUAAUAGAACUCUGCAAGCUAUUGAACUUGAAAGUGGCAUUGGUCACCAAUGGCGCCUUUGGAAAUGGGCUACCUAUUGUGUAUCAGAGAGCAAGAUGGUGGGAAAUAUGAAACAGCAGUAUAUGCAGCCAAGUGUAGUAACUUGAAGCGUAUUCUUCCUAUUUGUGCAGACUGGGAGGUAAUAUUUUGCUC